AGACAGAUGUGAAGUAGUGGAAAGAUAUCAUGCCAGUAGUAGCCAAGUGACGUGGAAGAGAAACUUCAUCAGCAGUUGGAAGCUUGCUUUGGGAGUGUUAAUUAACUAACACCGCUAAUGAAGUAUGGGACGUUUGGUUCAGUGACACAAAGCCAGAUAAAAAAUUAGAGAAAUGCUGCACCUCUUAUUUUACUCUUAAGACCAGUAAAGUAAAAUUAAUGACUGCAUUUUAAAGCAGGCUUGUUUGCUGUAUUCCCUCACUGCUUCUUUUUAGUAAACUGAAACCUAACCAUGGACGGAGCAAUCACAAUUAUUCUGAUUUCUGUCGCAAUGUUCUUGGGGUGUUUUCUUUUAGGAUUGAUCCCACUCAUGAUAAAACUUUCUGAGCAAAAGCUGCAGUUUGUAAGUGUCCUGGGGGCUGGGUUGCUGUGCGGGACAGCAUUGGCGAUCAUCAUUCCUGAGGGGAUCGAGCUGCUGCAAGACUCAGUGAAAGACGGCCAGUAUCCCUGCGUUACAUCACUGAAUCGCAGUGCCACAGUGCCGCGCCCGUCCCCAGGGUCUGUGGCAGAGAAGAGCCUCUCACUGCCCCCCAGCUUCCUUAUCGGGGUCUCGCUAGUGGUGGGCUUUAUCCUCAUGUUCAUUGUGGACCAGAUCGCCAGCUACUGCUCUUUUCACGACCCACGGAUUGGAAUGUCAAGCAGCACCAGCAUCACAACCACUCUGGGUCUGGUGAUUCACGCUGCAGCUGAUGGGGUGGCUCUAGGGGCUGCAGUGGCCUCCUCCCAGGUCUCUGUCCAGGUCAUUGUCUUCUUUGCAGUCAUUCUACACAAGGCUCCUGCAGCAUUCGGGCUGGUUUCAUUCCUGAUGCACGCUGGCUUGGAGAAGAGGCAGAUACAGAAGCACUUGCUCGCGUUCUCCAUCGCAGCUCCAGUGCUGGCAACCAUGACAUACCUCAUACUAAGCAAGACAGGUGGGUCCUCUGCACACAGGCUGAGUGCCACGGGAAUCGGAAUGCUGUUCUCUGCCGGGACCUUCCUUUAUGUGGCCACUGUCCAUGUGUUACCAGAGAUCAGCAGCAGGGGGCACCUGCAUGCUCCCCAACACCAUGGCAUCUCAGGGGAGUUCCAGCAGGGGGGUCUGAGGGUGCUGGAGAGCCUGACAUUUAUCAUCGGAGCUGGACUGCCUGUGCUCAUAUCUCUCGGACUGCAUGAUAAUUAAACAGGGCAGCUGAAGACAAGCAUUUCAGGCACACCCAGGCCCGAGAUUCCUGAUGGAUUGCUGCCCGUGUGAAAUCAAUCUGAGAAAAUGAGGACAGGUCUUUAACCCUUUCAUGCACAGUGACUUCACAUGGGGAUGGAUUUAAAAAAAAACAAAAAAAAAAAAAAAAAAAACAGCUUCUAGGCUUCAUGUGGAAAAUGCAAUUUUUACACCAUGCAAAGCAAUGAAACAUUAAAAAAUAAAUUCUAUGACAAAUAUAUUUGUGUCCGAUUUUUAUAUGUCAUGCAUGAAAGGGUUAGGCAGAACAGCUGUCUCUUUGUAUACAAGUGUUAUACUUCAUUGCCCUAUUGAAAACUGCCAUUGAAGGCAUGCUUUUGUGUGUUCUUUGAUGUUUGUGGGAAGUGGAUUGAUGCACUGAUUCUCAGCAUCAUGCAGUUUCAUUAGCUCAUUGUAGUUAGACAGUGAAAUAUGACACCACAGAGCUAUAGUUAUCAGCCUAUAAUGGAACAGCUGCUAUCCUAUCAGAAGAGGUUGGUUGCCCUCAUAUACUGCAAAGUCUACUCCACCUACCGCUGUAUUUUAUGCACAGGUAACCCGAACCAUCCCCUCACACAUAAGAAUAUAUUUCAUUUCAAAUGAAGCCAUCAUGUAAAGCUAUAAUGUAUUUUACACUUCAGGAGAAAAUAAGUGAGUGUAUCUCUGAUAUAUAAUUACAUUUUUAUUACUGGUACUAACUCAUUCAUAUAUGACCUGUUUUAUUUUU
Polyodon spathula (Mississippi paddlefish) is the source of this 1981-nucleotide messenger RNA. RefSeq names its product zinc transporter ZIP9-A. Gene Ontology annotation, biological process: zinc ion transport; transmembrane transport. The record is from RefSeq and is a predicted model, not a curated record. Gene Ontology annotation, cellular component: membrane. The transcript has 8 exons. Gene Ontology annotation, molecular function: metal ion transmembrane transporter activity. NCBI's taxonomy places the organism in Eukaryota, Metazoa, Chordata, Actinopteri, Acipenseriformes, Polyodontidae. The coding region runs from base 292 to 1218 and encodes 308 amino acids.